AUGACGCAGUCUAUGCAGCCCAACUUCAACACCUUUCACAACGCUCACAAGACAUUGAUCUCGACCGUGCUCGUCUGUUUGGCGUUCUGGGCCUCUACCUUACGACCCAUUGCUGCAAGGACGGGCAACUGCAAAACUCUUGCCCUUGCCUUCGCGACAGACUUCAACAUCACAGCUCCACCAUCAGAUGUUCCCCUUUAUCACAUUUGCAGUAAGAAGUGCAGCGCAUUGCAACUCGAACUGGUUCAGUACCUGAUGAACAAUCCGAAAGAGGAUGUCUGUAAAAAAGGGACGGCAGGUGGUGUGUGCAAGCUUGAUCACUACUCAAAAGUGCUCAGUCAUCAUAUUGUGGCUAAUACGAGUGAUCGAUUCGCUCAUUGUCACUGUACUGCCCUUGUCUCGUAUCUGCGCAUCAAAGAUCACGAGGUAGAUGGCAUCAGCUGCUCAGCCUACAUGAUACGCGAUCGUCUGCUGGGUGACAAAGGUAUCUCUGUUAAUGGUAUAACCUGGCAAGGUGGUCAACGUAAGGGACGCACACUGAAGACUUUCGAUUACGGAAUAGCAUGCCUACAACACCGCGGAACCGAGCAAUGUUUGUCUGAUGGCACCUGUCUACAGCAACUCAAGCAUAAAAAGGCACAUUGGCCACCGUGGGGUCACUUCGUUGACACGGUUUGCGACGUUCCAUUCUUGGGCGCCUGGGACGAUCCGAGGUAUGAUGGUGAACGGGUCAAUGAGUGA
This is a messenger RNA of Protomyces lactucae-debilis, 741 nucleotides long. RefSeq lists its product as uncharacterized. The record is from RefSeq and is a predicted model, not a curated record. Lineage: Eukaryota; Fungi; Ascomycota; Taphrinomycetes; Taphrinales; Protomycetaceae. Bases 1 to 741 code for a protein of 246 amino acids. The transcript has a single exon.